Molecule: messenger RNA, 4862 nt
Organism: Toxorhynchites rutilus septentrionalis
Lineage: Eukaryota; Metazoa; Arthropoda; Insecta; Diptera; Culicidae
Exons: 2
Coding region: 1-4437 (1478 amino acids)
Molecular function (GO): nucleic acid binding; zinc ion binding
Source: RefSeq, a predicted model, not a curated record
AUGAGUUCGAACAAAAAAUCAUGUAUUCGGAAGUCUGUUCAACUGAAAAAUCUGCAUCGUAAACGGGAGAACUUACUUGGGUCUGCUUUACUUAUUCAGAAGUUCAAUGAAACGUUCGAGGCUACUCAAGUUAAUCAAGUACCGAUUCGUAUUGAAAGGUUAGAUCAUUUGUGGGAUAAAUUCGAGGACACGGAGGAUGAUAUUGAAGCGUUAGAGGAUCAGGAGGACGGGUUUUCGGAGACUCGUCAGGAGUUUCAAAAUUUAUACUUUGAGCUGAAAGCAUCUUUGGUUAGCAAGCUACCGCGCCCUGCUGCUGCACACCCAUCUUCUCCCGAUCUACCUCCACCAUCUCGAAGUGUACCACAUACUACCCAAUCCAUUUCAGUGAAGCUUCCAGAAAUAAAAAUCCCUGAAUUCGGAGGCAAAUCGGAUGAAUGGGUCGAGUUCCGUGAUUUGUUUAAAUUUCUGGUGCACACCAAUACACAAUUGUCGUCAGUUCAGAAGCUUCACUACUUGCGCAGCUCAUUGCAAGGUGAAGCAUCUCGUUUGAUCUCGUCGUUGGCGAUCACUGCAGAUAAUUACCCCGUCGUAUGGAAAACGAUCUGCGACCGGUAUGAAAACAGAAAUUUUCUCGUGAAGCAGCAUAUGUCAGCGAUUUUGAAGGUUCCCAACGUAAAAAGGGAAUCAGCUUCAGCCCUCGCCGAGUUGGCUGAUGAGUUUAAUCGACAUGUGAGCAUUUUAGACAAAUUGGAAGCGCCCGAAGCGCAUUGGAAUUCAUUCGUAGUGGAGCGAUUGAGUAGUUUGCUCGACGAUAAAUCGUUGAUGGAAUGGGAAGGACAGUGUGACGAAAAUGCUGUCCCACAGUAUAAAGACCUGUUGAGCUUCAUUUUGAAACGGUCACGCACACUUCAGAUGUGUAAGCCAAACUUAAGUCAACCAGUGACAAGUUCCAUCAAGCCCAACCGUGGCAAAUCUUCCUCUCACGUUGUUUCUGAGCGUGUGGUAAAGUGUCCCAACUGUAAACAGCCUCACGCAAUCUCUCAGUGUGAGUCAUUUUUGAAUCUAUCUCCGAAAACUCGAUUGGACUUUGUCAAGAAGCAUCAACUUUGCAUUAACUGUCUGCGUGGAGGUCAUUUGGCUAAAGACUGUCGCAGUAGCUUGUGUCGGACCUGUGCAAAGAGACACCACAGCUUACUACACCUUCCUCCCGUUACAUCCGUUCCGAGCGUAGUAGACGAAGAGGCUUCUACAUCCACUACUUGCAUAGCAGUUGGUUCAGCAGAUAACAUCGUCCCACAUGCGGGAAACUUGUUUCCGAGAUCGGUAGCACCAUCGGUGGUGCACUCACAUAACUCACCACAGGCAAAUGGGUCGUCGUCGGUAGUUGUAUCGUUUCCGCAUUCGCGCGCCGUUAAUAGCCCCUCUCUCUCGUCGUCGGUUUAUCCGUCUGAAUCUAAUGAACCACUUCCUUUUUGCUCUUACGAUAGCACGAUAUUGCCCAAUCCGAUAGUCAAACCUCGAGAAACAAUGGUGUUUUUAUCCACUGCGUUAGUACGAGUACAGGACGCCAAUGGUAUUGGCCACUAUGCCAGAGCCUUGCUCGACAGUGGGUCGCAAUCCAACUUCAUAUCGGAGUCAUUAUGUCAGAAGUUGGGAUUGAAACGCACUCGCAUCAAUAUACCCGUAAGCGGAAUUGGUCAAGCAACAGUCAGUGUACGUUAUAGUGUGCAGGUUGCUCUCGCUUCUCGAUUCGGAAAAUUCGUACAGGAUAUAGAUUGUUUAGUGCUCCCGAAACUAACUGUGAGUCUUCCUAGUUGCCAUGUUGAUAUCUCGCGGUGGAACAUUCCACGAAAUUUACCAUUGGCGGACCCAAAGUUCAAUAUUAGCCAUGGAGUGGAUUUGAUUGUUGGGGCCGAACUUUUCUUCAUGCUGAUAGAAUCCCAUCAAAUGAUUUUGGCUGAUAAUUAUCCUACGUUGCAGAAAACUUUGCUUGGUUACGUCGUAUGCGGCAAGUAUUCAACAAACAUGGUCAAGACGGUGGCAUGCCAUGUGGCCACUGAAGCUGAUUUAAACGUUCAACUCGAGAAGAUGUGGGAAGUAGAGAACUUUGACGUUGGCAAGUCUCUCACCCCAGCUGAACAGGAUGUCGAAAACCACUUUCUGCAAACCGUGUCACGCGAUACUGAGGGACGAUACAUUGUUCGCUUGCCCUUCCGGGAAUCGAUGGCUCCCCUGUUGGGUGACGCCUUCGACCAAGCAGUUCGACGUUUGCUGCUUAUGGAGAAGCGGUUUGUUCGGGACAAGGAUCUGCAAGACGCCUACGUAAAAUUCAUGGACGAGUACGAACGAUUAGGGCACAUGGAAGUUGGUUCACGCGACGCGGGCCCACAAUAUUUCCUUCCCCACCAUGCUGUUCAUCGUCCGGAAAGCAGUACAACAAAAACUCGAAUUGUCUACGAUGCUAGCAGCAAGGGAACCGGUGCUCUUUCCCUCAACGACGUCCUUCACACUGGUCCCACGGUCCAGCCACCACUGCUAUCCACCGUGUUGAAUUUCCGGAUGCCGCAGUACGUCUUCACUGCGGAUGCGGAAAAAAUGUUCGGCCAAAUGUGGGUUCAUCCAGAAGAUCGGCGAUAUUUGAAGAUCGUCUGGCGACGCGAUCCCUCGUUGCCACUACAAGUGUACCAGCUGAAGACGGUGACCUAUGGACUUGCGUGUUCACCGUACCAAGCCGCUCGAGUACUCAUCAAGCUCGCCGAAGAUGAGGGACAAAACUACCCGCUCGCUGUGGAAAUUGUGAGGAGUCGUUUCUAUGUUGACGAUGUUCUCGCUGGGAGUGACAGCCUCGAAGAAAACACCGAAAUUUGUCGCCAACUACGGGAGCUACUCGAUCUAGGAGGAUUUUCGCUCAGAAAAUGGAGUAGCAAUAACCAAGCCGUCCUAAGACACGUCCCCACUGACCUGUGGGAAAGUGCGCCUCAGAUGGAAUUAUGUCGUUCGACGGUGACUGCUCUAGGUCUUCUAUGGAGUCCACAAAGCGAUUGUUUCGGCUUUAAGGUCCCGCAACUAGCAGACUUGCGAAUUGUGACCAAACGCAUUGUUGUGUCUGAGACUGCUCAACUGUUUGACCCUCUAGGUCUGCUUGGCUCAAUAGUGAUUAGCGCUAGAAUGUUCGUCCAACAACUUUGGGCCAAAAACAUCUCAUGGGACGAAGAACUUUCUCCAAAAGACAGUGAGUGGUGGAUGGAAUUUCGAAAAGAGCUGGGCCUCCUCAAACAGCUUGAUAUUCCUCGUCGUGUUCUAUCAAAUCCAGACCGCAACUACCAGCUCCACUGUUUUUGUGACGCCUCUGAAAAGGGCUAUGGCUGCUGUGUUUAUGUCGUUGGUCCUGAUGGAGAGGAGCAUCUUACCAGCCAUCUUUUGGUUACCAAGGCUCGAGUUGCCCCAUUGCGCGGAUUGUCGGUGCCACGUCUCGAGCUCUGUGCAGCGGUGGUUGGAAGUCAAUUGGUGAACAAAUUACGAAAUGAGACGGACUUCUCGGGACCAGUUACCUUUUGGACAGAUUCGACAGUAGUGCUGUAUUGGCUUCGUGCUCCGCCGUCCAAUUGGAAAGUGUUUACCUCUAACCGUAUCGCCGAGGUGCAACGACUCACCAAGGGUUCCGAAUGGCGACAUGUUCCAACGGAACACAACCCAGCUGAUCGCAUUUCACGUGGGAUACGCCCUAGUCAAUUAAGGGAAGAUAUCCUAUGGUGGUAUGGGCCACCAUUUCUCAAGCAUCCGGUUACCUGCUGGCCUGAAGCACUGCCUAACUCUACGCCCUCUCGGAUCUCGGAAGUAAAUUCCGAAGCACGCCAAAUUGUCGCAUUAAGCUGCCUGGAGAUCGAUGAUUCUAUUAUCUCCAAAUUUUCCGACCUGGGGAAGCUCUUGAGAACAGUCGCAUGGUGCAAGCGAUUCUCUUACAAUAUACGAAGGGAGGCUAAGGAACGUACCAUUGGCAGACUGACUCCAGCAGAAAUCGAAGGGGCUCUCAAAUCACUUAUUCGCUUGGCACAGGAAAUGCGUCGUGCUGUUCAAAACUUCUGGAAAUGCUGGUCCAGAGACUAUCUGACCCGCUUACACCAGCGCUCGAAGUGGAGGGGCGCUACCAAGAACAUCAAACCUGGUGACGUCGUUCUUCUCAAACAGCCCAACUUUCCUCCAUUCACAUGGCCUCUUGGGAAGAUCAUCGAAGCUGUCGUCGGAUCUGAUGGAUUGGUACGCGUUGUCCUUGUGCGAACCAGUCGUGGUCUCUUCAAGCGAGCAAUCACAGAAGUGAGUGUGUUACCAAUCGACACGGUGGAGGACGUCAACGAGGAAACCCGUACUAGCGACGAAGACCAAGCUGCCAAUGAAACCCAGGUCGUCGAGGAUGGCACAUCGAAGCAUCGAGAAUAGUUGAACCCGAUUGGUUCAACGCGGCCCGGUCUGUUGAGGGCAGAAAUUUAUUAUCCUAAUUUGAAAUUAUAAAAUACCUAAAAUGAAUUGUAUCCUAAAUGAAUUUGUCGUAGAAUUAAUUGUAGUGUAGGAAAUUUGUUUGCUAUAAAACGUAAUCCAUCAACGUAACGUAAUAGUUCGCGUCAAUCUACUUCCUAUCACUGUUUGCACGCAUACAUAUGCAAAUAACAAUUAUAAAAAAAUAGAAUCCAUUGUAUCGAUCACUCAGUCUGAAUAAAACUAUCGUAGCAGCAGGAUAUACCAAAAUCGAAUUUCUUCAGUUUUCCGAAGGUUUUACAACCACGUUUUCCUUGUCGGAGUGCCCGCGUACAGUUUCGUGCCUAGUUGAACAACAUUUUUUCGCUCGAGCUUCUGGGAAGCUACUU